AUAGAUAUUUAAUGUUUAAUUAGCGUUUGAAUUUUUAAUAAUUUCGCCAUUACAAUUUCUAGGAAAGCUACCGAAAACUAUAUUUUUUUAUGGAGCCUGUUUGUCAUGCAAAGUUAGCAGAAAAAAGUCGUCAAAUAUAGGUUCAAGGCCACAGAUGGCAAUGGCUUUUAUUUAGCAUGAAAAAUAUGUUUGGUGAUCUUAGUCCUGACGUUCCAAUAGAGUUAAGAGACCUCGACCAAACCGUUCUAAUGGACAGUAUUGAUCACUCUCGAGCCCGUUACCCUUAUUGCAUAGUUUGGACCCCUAUACCAGUACUAACAUGGCUAUUCCCAUUUUUGGGCCAUAUGGGAAUCUGUAUGUCAAACGGAAUUAUAAGAGACUUUGCUGGGCCUUAUUUUGUAUCAGAAGAUUUAAUGGCUUUUGGAAACCCAACCAAAUAUUGGCAACUAUCUCCUCAAAAAGCUUCUAAUGGUCCAGCAGGCUGGGACGCAGGAGUUACUGAAGCUUCAGAGAUUUAUAAAAAGAGAAUGCACAUAAUAUUCUAUGACAAUUGCCAUUCUCAUGUAGCAACAGCAUUAAAUAUGAUGAAUUAUGGAGGUUGCAAGAAUUGGAAUAUGGUAAAACUAGCAUUCUACAUGAUACCAUAUUCUAAAUAUGUAAGUUUUGCAGCGUUAUUAAAGACAUGGCUACCAUUCUGUUUAAUAGCCUCCUUUAUUUGUGGGUUGGCUGCAAUCAUAUAGACCAUUUGUUAAUGUAUUGGCACUGGCAAUUUCAAAUAAAUAGUAAUAAAUGGAUAAAUUCAAAAAAAGUUAUAAAACUUCAAUUUACAUUCAAAUUAUAUGUUAACCAUUAUUUUCCAGGUAAGUGCUUGUCUUUCCCAUGCCUAUAUUUUUGUCUCUUCACUAUGUAGUUAGAAAAUAUAUUUAUUCAACAGCUUGACAUAGAUAGGUACUUACCUAAGUUUGCAGAUACAGAGAAGUUUGCUGAGAAAGAAAGGCCCACGAGGCCUAUUAUCCUUUAAGGGUGAUUAAUGUGCAAAAAGUUUCCUAUUAGGAUACUAAAUCUAUUCUGACAUAAGAACCUAGGGAUGAAUGACAGAUCUCUUAAACAUAGUUUGAAAAAACAUACUUUUUAACAAAACAGCAUGUCCUGGAACAUCUCCUAGAAUAUAAAAAUGAAUCGCAAAAUGUGUUGGUAAGCGCAUAACUCUACAACGCCUGGAACAAUUAUUGUACCAAU
Messenger RNA from Pieris brassicae (large cabbage white), 1239 nucleotides. RefSeq names its product transmembrane protein 222. The record is from RefSeq and is a predicted model, not a curated record. The coding region runs from base 177 to 740 and encodes 187 amino acids. The transcript has 4 exons. NCBI's taxonomy places the organism in Eukaryota, Metazoa, Arthropoda, Insecta, Lepidoptera, Pieridae.